Ostrinia furnacalis (Asian corn borer) is the source of this 920-nucleotide messenger RNA. RefSeq lists its product as uncharacterized. The record is from RefSeq and is a predicted model, not a curated record. NCBI's taxonomy places the organism in Eukaryota, Metazoa, Arthropoda, Insecta, Lepidoptera, Crambidae. The transcript has 6 exons. Bases 23 to 397 code for a protein of 124 amino acids.
GUUAUUGUGCACCAUCUGCGUCAUGGAUUUCCGUGUGGGGCAACAGCGUCAACUCUACAGCUGGCGAAAACAAGCUGGAUAUUGGCCGAUAUGGACCCGUCAACUUGCCGUAGCGUUACAACAAGGAUCUCUUCUAUUGAUCCCCGUAGCCGCAUUCGUACAAACAUGGCGCUACAUGAACAAAGGACCCCCAGAUAUACUAGAGCGCAUCCAAAACCUAUACCGGCCUCGUAUGGGCGCGGACACCAGCCCGCCGCCCGUGGGGCCGCGCCCGGCCCGUGCUGCGCCCGCGCCCGAUCCGCCGCCCAAAUACACGCCCCCGCCUUCGUAUUCUACCGCUACGGGGGCGCGCCUGCUCAAUACUAUUAGGAGGAGCUUCCGGACCUUGAGAAGGUAAGAGUUUCCUUAUGAGAGAAGAAAGCACACUUUGUUGUCACUAUUAGCCACAAAGUACACGCCUCCGGACCUUGAGAAGGUAAACAAAGCUAGAUUUGAGGCUCCCAUAGUGAGAUACAGGCACACGUCCUUGUCAAUAAGAACCCUUUUUCACGAGAACGCUGCCCAAGUACACGCCCCCGCCUUCGUAUUCCACUGCUACGGGGGCGCGCCUGCUCAAUACUAUUAGGAGCUUCCGGACCUUGAGAAGGUAAGCAAAGCUAGAUUUUAGGCUCCCAUAGUGAGAUACAGGCACACUUCCUUGUCCUUGUCAAUAAGAACCCUUAUUCACGAGAACGCCCGCGCCCGAUCCGCCGCCCAAGUACACGCCCCCGCCUUCGUAUUCUACUGCUACGGGGGCGCGCCUGCUCAAUACUAUUAGGAGGAGCUUCCGGACCUUGAGAAGAAUAACCUCAUCCCACACUCAAUCACUAACUGAAGACACAUCACAAAUACCGAUCACGCUGAGCGAGAGCGUAGACCGC